AUGAGUGCAAAGCGCAAACGAAUUGUGGUUUCGAUGGAUACACGUUUAAAAGUGCUAAAGCGGAUUGAUAAUGGUGAAUCCGUAGCGAAAAUAUGUUCAGAAUUUAAUGUUGGAAGAAGCACUGUAAAUGACUGGCGAAGAGAUAGGCGUUCCAUUGAGGAGUUUUGCUCGAAAAUGGAAUCUGAUAGAAAUCUGGGUUGCCGUUGUACGAGAAAAAAACCGAUUUGGGAGGUCGUCGAUGAAGCUUUGUUUCUUCAGGAACGUCGAAGAGGUACACCGAUUGGCGGCCCAAUUUUGAAAGAAAAAGCUUUGGCUAUCCACCAAAAGAUUAAUAUUGGAGGUGACUUUGUGGCAAGUGAUGGUUGGCUUAAUCGAUGGAAGAAGCGACACGGAAUUCAUUUCGCACAUGUAAGUGGAGAAAAAAUGUCUGCUGAUACUUCUGGUGCGAGAGAAUUCAAGACUAAAUUUGGUGAAAUGGUUAAAACAGAGGAAUUAUCUCCAGAACAAGUCUAUAAUAUGGACGAGACCGGGCUAAACAUUAAAAUGUUACCAGAAACAACUUUUCUAGGCAGUCAUGAACAGUCUGCCCCUGGCUUCAAAAAGAACAAAGAACGUAUUACAGUGGCCGUUUGUUCGAAUGCAGCAGGGACUCAUAAAAUUCCUCUUUUCGUUAUUGGCAAGCUGCUAAACCACGGGCAUUCAAAAACUUGA
Anastrepha obliqua is the source of this 711-nucleotide messenger RNA. Its product is annotated as jerky protein homolog-like. The transcript has a single exon. Gene Ontology annotation, molecular function: DNA binding. Lineage: Eukaryota; Metazoa; Arthropoda; Insecta; Diptera; Tephritidae. The record is from RefSeq and is a predicted model, not a curated record. Bases 1 to 711 code for a protein of 236 amino acids. Gene Ontology annotation, cellular component: nucleus.